Molecule: messenger RNA, 1981 nt
Organism: Erpetoichthys calabaricus (reedfish)
Lineage: Eukaryota; Metazoa; Chordata; Cladistia; Polypteriformes; Polypteridae
Gene: hoxd10a
Product: homeobox D10a
Exons: 2
Coding region: 277-1290 (337 amino acids)
Biological process (GO): regulation of transcription by RNA polymerase II
Cellular component (GO): nucleus
Molecular function (GO): RNA polymerase II cis-regulatory region sequence-specific DNA binding; DNA-binding transcription factor activity, RNA polymerase II-specific
Source: RefSeq, a predicted model, not a curated record
UCUUUUUUUUUUCUCCACAGCACAUCAUUACGCUGAUCUGAAAUCAAUUUCAAGUCUGUGUUGUAGGUGUCGCUGUUGACCAUUACUUGAAAGCCAUUUCACGCAGCACCCGAUCACGUGUUACGAAAGGAGGCUGCGUCUCAAGGCCAUUUUCAAAUUUCAUUGGUUUGGCUGUCAUGUGGCAGUGCAGAGGUAUCCUGCAUUACACUGGGAUUGUUAUGCUAGAUAUGUCAGCCUACAAAGGACAUCUUUCUCCUCUUUAAAAUCAUCUCCAAAAUGUCUUUUCCCAACAGCUCACCCGCUGCUAAUACUUUUUUAGUCGAUUCUUUAAUCAGUGCUUGCAGAAGUGACAGCUUUUAUUCCAGCAGCAGCAUGUACAUGCCAUCCAGCACAGAAAUGGGAACUUAUGGGAUGCAAACCUGUGGACUUCUACCGUCACUCGGUAAAAGGGGAGAAGUUAACCAUCAAAACAUGGGCGUUAAUGUUCAUUCUUAUAUACCUCAAAUAGACACUUGGGUAGAUCCGACCAGAGCAUCUAGAGUUGAGCAACCAGCCGCUCAGCAGAUGUCCACAUGCACGUUUACAACUAACAUUAAAGAAGAAAGUAAUUGCUGCAUGUAUUCUGACAAGAGAUCAAAGGUCAGCUCUUCAGAAAUUCCCGCCUACCCGAAUCUGAUUCCCGAAUCCUGUUCUAUUGAUAAUCCCGAAAUACCCGUUCCGGGAUAUUUCAGACUAAGUCAGACCUACGCUUCUGGAAAAAACCAAGAGUACACUAACGCGGCCGAAACGAGUUCGAAUACAAUUCUGCAGCUGAAUCGAAUCAAUCCCAAAUUGCAUCUGUUUCCUCACGCUGAUGCGGAAAAGAAAAUUAUCGAAAAUCCAAGUCACAGAGAUUUAGCCAAGACACCCCCUUCGAUAGAAAGUCCAGAUUUAAAGACGAGUUUACCAGAAGACAAGAGCUGCUCUGCUGAUGCGUCUGCGUCGAGCCCCGAAACAGCAGACAAGGACCCGAAAGAGAGUAAAACCGAUGAACCGACGAGCAACUGGUUGACUGCAAAGAGCGGUAGGAAAAAACGAUGUCCUUACACCAAACACCAAACUCUGGAAUUGGAAAAAGAGUUUUUAUUCAACAUGUACCUUACCCGAGAGCGCCGUCUAGAGAUCAGCAAAAGCGUGAACCUCACCGACAGACAGGUCAAGAUUUGGUUUCAAAAUCGCAGGAUGAAGCUCAAGAAGAUGAGCCGAGAGAACAGAAUCCGGGAACUGACCGCUAAUCUGACCUUUUCGUGAGUUUGAACUCGGCCAUUUCCAAACUCUUGAUGGACAUCAUGUGUUCUUAGAUGCACUGGAGACUUUAAAAAUGGAUUUUUUUUUCAUAUUUGGAUAUCUCAACUGUCAUUUGCCACUUUCCCGUCCGUCUUCUUUUCAAGCAGACUUUAAAAGUAAAGUGUGUAAUAGCUGAAAUGUAUUUCACACAGGGUAUGUGACGACUGAACUUUACUGUCUUGUCUUCAGUUAUUGAAAUGUAGUAGCACAUAUAAAGGGAUUUGUACUCUUAUGUUCUUCUUCAUUUUGGGCACAAUAAUGUUAUCCAGCUGUACUAUAAGAUAAGAGCUUCAAGUUUCAUAUAUAUAUAUAUAUAUAUAUAUAUAUAUAUAUAUAUAUAUAUAUAUAUAUAUAUAUAUAUAUAUAUAUAUAUAGUUGCAAAGAAAGAAACGAAAUGAAGCACAUAUUUAAUGGAAACAUAAAACACUGCUCCUUUGAAGACUCCACAUUAGUUAAAGUUAAAAUAUUUCAUCCCUUUGUUAAAUGUGAAACAGAUAUAGGAUUAUCUCUGUAUAGUAUAUGUUGUAAAUUGUUAAUGUGCGUGCACAUCUUGCAUGGAUUUAUCGCAUGUAUAUUGAAAUAAAUUAUAUAUACAUGUCUUCGUGUCCGAGCUAUUGAAAGCUUUAAUUCAAAAAUAAACCUUUUCCCAUUCCAA